AACGGAUGUGCUUGAUAGGUCCCUUGCCAAGAGAUAUCUAUUGUUGAUCUAGAAACAUGGAUUUGAUACCAAUUAAGGUCCCUCUUCAAAUCAAAGAGAAUUUGCCAAAGGACAAACUAAGAACACACACUUUUCUUUGAGUAGUUUAGACUACCUCUUUAUAGGUUUUUUAUUGAUUUAAAUAGAGUAUAAGAAGCAAAUAACGUGAAAGGGAAAGUGGAUCACUCUUCUCCUACAUAACAGGAAAUGGAGCCGUGAUCUUUUUAUUUGCAUAAACAUAGGAAACAACUUGAAGACUAAGUCAUAUUGAACUAUGGUUGAGCGUAGUCUCAUCAGUGCUGACCAGUCGACCAACAAAAUUUGUCCGAUAAAAAAAAAAGAACAAAGUAUAGUAUAUUAGUAUUGCGCUGUUUACUUGUAGACCAAACAUCUCAUUCAACACGAUCUUAUUAUAAAAGCACACCAGCAUUACCCAUAUAGAGCUUAAGAAAAAACAUCUCAUAGUUUCUAACACAUUUAAGACUGCUCUUUACUCUUAGCAAUGUCAUCAUCAUCAUCUGUUCCUGAUUACUUGAGAGAUGAAAAUCUGACACAAAAAACAAAAGAUCUGAUUUCUUCUCUUCCAAGCGAGAAAGGUUGGUUGGUCUGUCAAAUGUAUCAGUUCCAAGGACGUUGGCACACACAAGCGCUACUAAAAGGAAUCUUGACUUGCCAAAAACAAUUUGAGGCCAAAGAUUCCGACAUUAUCCUCGUCACCAAUCCAAAAUCAGGUACCACUUGGUUAAAGGCUCUUGUCUUUGCUCUCAUUAACCGACACAAGUUUCCAGUUUAUUCUUCUUCUUCUGGUGAGCAUCCUCUUCUUGUUACCAAUCCGCACUCCCUUGUGCCUUUCUUGGAAGGAGUUUACUACGAAUCUCCAGAUUUCGAUUUCUCCCAGUUGUCUUCUCCAAGACUCAUGAACACGCACAUAUCACAUCUUUCGCUGCCCGAGUCCGUUAAAAGCUCGCCUUGUAAGAUUGUGUACUGUUGUAGGAAACCUAAGGACAUGUUUGUGUCCUUAUGGCAUUUUGGGAAGAAACUUGCUCCUGAAGAAACCGCUGACUAUCCUAUUGAAAAAGCAGUGGAAGCGUUUUGUCAAGGGAAAUUUAUAGGUGGACCCUUUUGGGAUCAUGUGUUGGAGUAUUGGUAUGCGAGUCUCGAGAACCCGAACAAGGUCUUGUUUGUUUCUUAUGAGGAGCUCAAGAAGAAAACCGGAGACACGAUCAAGAGAAUAGCUGAAUUCUUGGGAUGUGGUUUUGUUGGAGAAGAAGAAGUUAGAGCGAUUGUGAAGUUGUGUAGCUUUGAGAGCUUAAGUAGUUUGGAAGUUAAUAGGGAAGGGAAGUUGCCAAGUGGAAUGGAGACCAGAGCUUUCUUUAGAAAAGGAGAGGUUGGAGGAUGGAGAGAUACUUUGACUGAGUUCUUGGCUGAGGUGAUAGAUAGAACCAUUGAAGAGAAGUUUCAAGGUUCCGGUUUCAAAUUUUCUUGCUGAAAUCAAUCUUUGAAUUUUCAUUCUUUUAAUAAUAUUGAUUUCUUCGAGCUUGUGAGUUUUAUUGUUUUUGAUUAUUUUAUGUUUGUUUUGUUCUUGUUGUUGUGGUUCUGGACCUGUGGUAUGAAUAAAACUGAAUCAUGUUUAAAUUAUCCUUUGUUUUCGAAGUUGUGAAGCAUGGAUUGAGUCUGGCCUUUACAUACCUUGAAGCUCCUAAUCAUUCACAAAAUGUGAUAAUAACACAGGAAAAAUUUACAGCUAGACAUUUUUAGUAAAAAACUUUAAUUUUCUUAUCAGCCAUUUUUAGAUGUGCUACCUAAGACCAUCUCCAAUGUAUUUUGCUGUUUUUACCUCUAAAAUAAAAGAAUUAUAUAAUAGAGGUUUGAUAUGCUCUAAUGUAUUAUUCUAAAAUAAUAAUUUCUAAAUGUAGAGUAAAAAAUAGAGGAAUGUUAUUUCUUCUUCUAUAAAUAGAAUAAAAAAUAGAAAUCUCUAUUAUAGAGGAAAAAAUAGAGGUGAGUUAUAACAAUUCACCUCUAAAUACUAUUAUAGAGGUGAAAAUAGCAAUGAGUUAGAGAUGUUAUUUGUGUUUUAAUUCCUAGUUUAAUAUUAGGAACGCAAUAAUACCAAUGCAUGCAUUUAACUCACUAGCCUUAUACCAUGUUUGGUGGUAUACUCUUUUCAAUAUACGAAAUAGAAACGUCAAAUUAAAAGGAAAAAGCCAAAAUUAUACAAUUUUAUAUUUUUAGUAAAAGAAUCUGUAAUUUGUUUAUCAGCCAUUUUGUUGUCUAAGUGAGUAACUGUUUUUGUUUUUUGUCAAACAGUGAGUAACUGUUUUAGUUUCAACAUUAACAUUAUACUUCUCAACUGAUCUCUUAUAUAAUAUCAUAAUUGUUUUAAUAUAUGACAAAAUAGACUGCUGACUCUUAUUCGUUUCUGUGUAUUCAAUUUUAAAAUACUGUUGUCAUGAUGUGUAUCUUUUUUUUUGGUAUACCCGUCAGUGUACAUGUUCUAAAAACAUUUCUAAUUCGCUCCAUAUUUCAUUUCUAAUUCACUCUAUAUUUUUAAAAUAGAAUGAAAAUAAAAUAAAAUAAAAUAAAAUUAUUACUCCCUAAAUAGGAUAAAAAAAAAAUUGUUCGAGACGGAGUGAAGUUUGAAAUGCUCUAAACACAAUUUGUCCAUGCCCAUAACCCACUUGUCCGAUCGAUCUAUACAAACCAACAUAACAAACAGAAACAAAUUGUGUGGUUUAAAAUGGACCCAUGACGUGUAAUCAUCAUAACUCCUUUGUCUGAUCAAGAUUUCCAGAGAAACAACACAAAAAUCAUUCCCAAUUUCCGAAAAAAAUAGAGAAAUCGGAAAUGUUUUAAUUUUAUUUUAGCGCAAAAUAAUGAAUAACAAAGAGGCCAAGUCAUAUAAAACGAUGAGGGUUAUUGGUAUGUUCAUUGAUUUUAGUUUGGUUUACGAGUCUAACUUAUAGAUAACUCACAGAUAUUACCAACCAUGCUUUAUUUUAAUUUUCUAAGGCUAUUUUUUGAAAAAUAAAAAGUAUUGCAUACGAGUUUAGUUGUGAUUUGUUAUGUUUGCAUUGUAAUUUUAAGUUAGAAGCUUUGCUAAAAUGCUCGUGCAGCGGAUUAGAGUUCUCAAAAGGAAAUUCUGGUAAAUAUGACAUUGUUAUCAUGUUCUUGGCUUUAAAUUUUAUGUAUUUUCUUGGGUGAGCUUUGUUUAUUCGGUUUCGUUAAAAUGAUUUUUAGGAGUUGUAGCAUUAUAGUUUUCAAGUGAUUUAAUGUAGUGUUGAUUUGAAAUUGUUUUUAAUGAACUGGGUUGUAGAACUUCUCUAUCCUCAUCAGCUCUCAUCAAAUUUGUAGCAAUCCAAUAUCCAGACUUGACAGUAUAUUGACCAUUCUUGGUGUAACUCCAACAAAAUGUAUCAUGUCGAUGAGUAGGGCUUAUGGCCAAACUAUGAAUCAUCGAUAUAUCUUCUUGAUCUAUAUAUUGUCCAAUAGUCGAGCAUUCCACUCCCUUGUUUUGAAAUUAAUAAGACUGCUGAUGGUCAUCUUUGGGUGUAUUACUGGGACCUGGGAGCGAGCCGGCCUUGCUGGCGUCGAAGGAAUCCAAGGAUCCUCCUACACAUUUAUUUCAUAUCCUGAAUGCACUUUGCUUCUGAUACCCAAAAGUAAUAUCUUUCUCGCAGCUAUAAUACUCGUCCAUACAUACGUUGGGAAACCAAUUCCUCCCUCCUCUCGGGGUGCAAACAUAUUUUCCCAUUUUGCCCAGUGGAUUCCUCUUUUUGGUGGAUUCGAACUCUACCAAAAUUGUGCAAUGGCACUCGCUAGGUUCUCACAUAUCUCCAAAGGAAGUAGAAAACUGGACAUGACAUAAGUCGGAAGAGCUACCAAGAUGGAUUUAAUCAAAACUUCAUUUUUUCCCUUAGACAACCAUCUACCAGUCCAACCAUUCACUAUGUGUAAUAGUUUAUCUUUUAAGAAGGCGAAUAGCUUUCACUUUGAUCCACUAAUAUCCUCUGGGAUUCCUAAGUAAGAGCCCAUUCCGCCUUCGUUUUGGAUACCAAGUGUAUUUUUGAUCUUCUAUUGGUCAUUCACUGUAAUCCUUUUACCAAAGAGUAAUGAGGAUUUGUCAAAAUUGAUACAUUGACAUGAUGCUUUCCCGUAUUCCUGACUACUUUCAUAACUUCUUCAUAUUCACGGUGUUCCGCCUUACAGAAGAAUAAACUAUCAUCAACAAAGAGAAUGUGUGAUACCGAGGGGCUAGCGCGUGCGAAUCGCAUCCUCGUUAUCUUCUCUUGAUUCUCUGCAUGAUUAAGAAGGCUAACGAGCGCUUCCGUGCAUAGAAUAAAUAUGAAAUGAGACAAAUGAUCCCCUUGACGUAAACCUCAUCCAGGGACAAUAUUUUCCCUUGGUUCUCCGUUCAUGAGAACUUUAUACUUGACUGAAGUAAUGCAUCUCAUAAUCCAGUCAAUCUAUAUCUCUGAAAAACCCAUUUUUCUCAUGACUGCUUCAAUGAAUGACCGUUCCAUCCUAUCACAUGUAUAACGUGAAUUAUUUAAGGGAAGUAUCUCACAAUUUAUAUCAUAAUUAAUUGGAAAAUCUUUUAAUAAAGUUGAGAAAUAAGAGACUCGCAUGGAUUUUCAACGUUAUUCAGAGACAUAUUUAUUUAUUGAUAUAAAUGGUGAGACUACUCUUGAAAAAUUCCCAUUGUUGAUGGUCUUAGUCGACCUAAAAUUAUAUAAAAUACCAUUAAAGUUUUAGUUAGGACCUAGUUUAAGUGGUGGGUUUAUUAACAUAUCUUAUUGAUACCCAAAAUGCUUACUUUUUUGGAGAAGUCAUUUAGAGUGUACACGUAGGCACAAAAAGUCGUCCAAUCAGAGAACCUGAAGUUGCCACGUCAUCUCAUUUAUUUUUUCGUAAAAAAUAAAAAAACAAUGCAAAGGAAAGGAUCGAACUCAGGUUAGUAUGACAUAAAUAUAGGGUAAAUACCACUAAGCCAUUGAAACUUUCUUGGACACAUAUACAAUAAUCACUAAAUAUGUAAUCACAUUCUUAUGUACAUUUACAAUAAUAUGGAUUAAACUUUCAAGACU
Messenger RNA from Brassica rapa (field mustard), 5123 nucleotides. RefSeq names its product cytosolic sulfotransferase 12. NCBI's taxonomy places the organism in Eukaryota, Viridiplantae, Streptophyta, Magnoliopsida, Brassicales, Brassicaceae. Gene Ontology annotation, molecular function: sulfotransferase activity. The record is from RefSeq and is a predicted model, not a curated record.